AUGUUCACCAGGGCAUCACUAUCUGCAAAUUCCCUGUUUGUAAAUGAUGAAUAUGAUGGUGUUUGUGAAAUCUUGUUUUCAUUUGACGGAAAUUAUGGAACUCCGAGAGAUCUGAGCAAGGGAGGGAGGGAUCUUUGUUUGGACCAAAUAGAACCGUUCAUGGAAACACCCAUAGAUAUUAAGCCUUCAAUCAUUGAAGGAGAAAAUUUCUACGGAAACCUGGAUAAUCCUGGAAUGCCUGAUGAUCCUUCCAAGGCUGUAACAGGAGAAACUGGCAGUCCUAUAAAUCCAGAUGAGGAAAUUGGUGGCAAUGGAUGGAAUAUAGUUCGGGGAGCAUCAAAGGAUUACAUUUUGAAUUUUUGGAUAUAUUUUGUCAUAGGUUUUUGUUAUGAAUUUGCAAGCUUGGAAAGUUUUUUGGAAUUACAUGUUUGAAGUUUUUUUCACAUGUUUGACAAAUUGGCAAUGGAUGAAAUAUAGUUUUGGGGAGCAUAUAGUUCGGGGAGCAUCAAAGGAUUACAUUUUGAAUUUUUUGAUAUAUUUUGUCAUAGGUUUUUGGUUAUGAAUUUGCAAGUUUAGAAGGUUUUUGGGCAUUACAUGUUUCAAGUUUGGGAUUGUAAGAGAGUUGUACUUAAAUUGGAUGUUUUGGAUUUGAUAUGCGGUUUAUAUUUAAUAUGGUACUACUUUUGAAUUAAGUUUA
Camellia sinensis is the source of this 697-nucleotide messenger RNA. The record is from RefSeq and is a predicted model, not a curated record. NCBI's taxonomy places the organism in Eukaryota, Viridiplantae, Streptophyta, Magnoliopsida, Ericales, Theaceae.